This is a messenger RNA of Ostertagia ostertagi, 408 nucleotides long. Lineage: Eukaryota; Metazoa; Nematoda; Chromadorea; Rhabditida; Trichostrongylidae. The record is from the annotation of a GenBank genome assembly.
AUGAUUGAAUGCGAUGACUUUGACCUAAGCAAUGGUUUCUACUUGGUCUUCAUGCAUUCGCUUUCCAUUGUGGCUGUUCCAUUGAAUAUGCUGGGUAUAUACUGCAUUCUCUACAAAUCAACAAUGCAAAUGGGCGCCUACAAAUGUGCCACCAUAAUCAAUCUUUUCCUAUAUCGGUGUCACGAAUAUUCAUGUGCGAAGUCGGCUUUCUCUGUUCCUAAUCUUCAAAUUUUCAUCCCGCAUAAGUUGCGACAAAUUGUUAUAACGAUAGCUCUGCUGUGCUGCCUUGCAUUUUUGAUCUCAGUUAUUUGUAUAACAGUAUCUUUCAAAUUCCUACGCGAAAAUGGCAGUAUGUCGCAGAGGACAAAACAGAUGCAGAAACGUUUUCUUGUUCAGCUGUCUAUUCAG